CUCGCUGUGGAAAUAGUGAAGCAAGCCAGGUUGGAGAGGAUGAGCUGGUCCGGGUGGCUCGCUGCUCUGUCAGCCUGUGUACUGCUGCUGAGCUCCCCUUCCUCAGGUGGGCCCAGCGGGGUCUCCUCGCCUCCCCCCUGCCCGGUGCCAUGCCGCUGUAAUGCUGAGCGAGGAGUGGACUGCUCCGGGAAAGGACUUGUAGCCGUGCCAGAGGGGCUCAGUGUCUUCACCAACAUGCUAGAUAUCAGCAUGAACAAUAUCACCAAGCUACCAGAAGGUGCCUUUAAAGGAUUGCCAUAUCUAGUAGAAUUGCGACUGGCUGGUAAUGACCUCUCUUUCAUCCAUCCCAUGGCCUUGUCUGGCCUGAGAGAACUCAAAGUUCUGACUCUUCAAAAUAACCAGCUGAAAACUGUCCCCAGUGAAGCUUUGAAAGUCCUGAGUUCUUUACAGUCUUUGCGACUAGACGCUAACCAUAUUGUCACCGUGCCAGAUGACAGCUUUGAGGGCCUUGUGCAGCUUCGACAUCUGUGGCUGGAUGACAACAGUUUAACAGAGGUCCCGGUUCGUCCCCUCAGUAACCUUCCAUCCCUUCAGGCCUUAACGCUGGCUCUAAACAAAAUCACUCACAUACCGGAUUAUGCCUUCUCGAAUCUGUCAAGCCUUGUUGUUUUACAUCUCCACAACAAUAAAAUCAAAACUCUUGGACCGCGCUGCUUUGAUGGGUUGGAUAGCCUUGAAGCGCUGUAAGUGAACAUAAACUUGGCAGAUUUUGGGGAAUUAAUUAAAACUGGAGCAGACAAUCUGGAGGAGCUAGGUUUUCACAGCAAUUCCAUUACAACUAUACCUGAUGGAGCAUUUGAGAAGAACCCAUUGCUAAAAAGCAUACAAUUGUAUGAUAAUCCGUUGUCUUUUGUCGGGAAUUCAGCUUUUCAAAACUUAUCAGACCUCCGCUUCUUGGUUAUUCGAGGAGCAUCUGAUAUCCUUUGGUUCCCAAACUUGACUGGAACAGUGAACCUGGAGAGCCUGACGUUAACAGGCACAAAGAUCAGAAGCAUUCCACUGAACCUGUGCCAGGAACAGAAGAUGCUUCGAUCUCUAGAUCUUUCCUAUAGUGAAAUAGCAGAUCUGAAUGGGUUGAAGGGUUGCAGUUCAUUGGAGGAAAUUUACCUGCAACACAAUCAAAUUACUGAAGUUCAAAACGAGUCUUUACAAGGCUUGACAUCGCUACGUGUGCUAGACCUCAGCAGGAAUUCGAUCCGUUGGAUUCAUAGUGACGCUUUCACCACCUUGACUUCUAUCUCUAAACUAGACCUCAGUUUUAAUGAACUGACAACAUUUCCUACUGGAGGACUUCAUGGCCUGGCUCAGCUAAGGCUUACGGGCAAUCCUACCUUCAAAGAAUCACUGUCGGCAAAAGACUUCCUAAAACUUCAGUCGGUGUCUGUCCCAUACGCUUACCAGUGCUGUGCAUUUUCUGCAUGUGACUCUUACUUGACCUCGACUGUCGAAGACGACGGGUCAAAAUAUCAGAAAUUGCUGCAGGACCAUGAGAAAGGAGCCCUUGAAGAUUAUAUGAUCACAGAGGAUGAUAAGGAUCACGUCCAAGCUGCAGUCCACUGCAAUCCAUCCACAGGUGCUUUCAAACCUUGUGAGUACCUGCUUGGAAGCUGGAUGAUCCGGCUCACUGUGUGGUUCAUCUUCCUUUUAGCCCUGAUCUUCAACAUCAUUGUCAUUGUGACCAUGUUUUCUUCCUGCUCGCCGCUGACAUCCUCUAAGCUCUUCAUCGGUCUCAUCUCUGUCUCUAAUCUCUUCAUGGGCAUUUAUACUGGCAUUUUGACAGUACUGGACACCGUCUCUUGGGGACAUUUUGCAGAGUUUGGCAUCUGGUGGGAAACUGGCAGUGGAUGCAAAGUUGCUGGGUUCCUAGCAAUUUUCUCUUCAGAGAGUGCCAUUUUUUUCUUGACCUUGGCAGCCAUCGAGCGAAGUUUGUCUGCAAAGGAUAUAAUUAAGAAGGAAAAGAGCCAGCAUUUAAAGAAAUUUCAGAUUGCAUCAAUUCUUGCUCUGUUUCUUGCCAUAGCAGCUGGUUGCUUGCCAUUAUUUCAUGUUGGAGAGUUUUCUUCCUCUCCUCUCUGCUUGCCUUUCCCGACGGGAGAAACUCCCUCGUUGGGCUUUACAGUUACCCUGGUGCUUCUUAACUCGCUGGCUUUUUUGGUCAUGGUCAUCACCUACACUAAACUGUACUGCACAUUGGACAAGGAAGACCUCUCAGAAAGUGCCGAGUCUAGUAUGAUCAAACAUGUGGCCUGGCUGAUCUUCACAAACUGCAUCUUCUUUUGUCCCGUCGCUUUCUUUUCUUUUGCCCCACUGAUCACGGCAAUUUCCAUUACUCCAGAAAUCAUGAAAUCUGUGACUUUGAUAUUUUUCCCUUUGCCAGCUUGCCUCAAUCCAGUACUGUAUGUGUUUUUCAACCCCAAAUUCAAAGAAGACUGGAAACUUUUAAAAUGGCACUUGACAAAGAGAAGUGGUUCUGUUGCAGUUGCGACCAAUGCACAGAGAGGGUGCGUAACUCAAGAUUUUUAUUAUGACUUUGGAAUGUAUUCCCACCUACAAGGUAACUUUGCAGUGUGUGAUUACUGUGAGACUGUUCUAUUAAAGAAUCCACUGCCUUGCAAACACUUGAUAAAGUCUCACAGCUGUCCUACGUUAGCAGUUGUGCCUUGCCACCGAUCGGAAAACUACUGGUCGGACUUUGGUACUCAGUCGGCCCACUCAGAUUGUGCAGACGAGGAAGAUUCGUUUGUGUCAGACAGUUCUGAUCAGGUCCAGGCCUGUGGUCGCGCCUGCUUCUACCAGAGCCGUGGAUUUCCCUUGGUUCGUUAUGCAUAUAAUAUACCGAGAAUGAAAGACUGAGACUUUACUGCUAAACUCAUUUCCGAAGGACUAUAGCAGUGGCCAUAGAGCACAAAUCAUUUAAGGACCCAACAGCAAAGGGAGCACUUUUGCGAGCACGUCGCUUAGAAGAAGGGAAGUGGCCAAGGACUUCAGGACUCGGG
Messenger RNA from Nanorana parkeri, 3053 nucleotides. RefSeq names its product leucine rich repeat containing G protein-coupled receptor 4 (gene LGR4). Gene Ontology annotation, cellular component: membrane. Gene Ontology annotation, biological process: G protein-coupled receptor signaling pathway. Gene Ontology annotation, molecular function: G protein-coupled receptor activity; protein binding; protein-hormone receptor activity. The transcript is spliced from 19 exons. The record is from RefSeq and is a predicted model, not a curated record. NCBI's taxonomy places the organism in Eukaryota, Metazoa, Chordata, Amphibia, Anura, Dicroglossidae.